This is a messenger RNA of Seminavis robusta, 933 nucleotides long. NCBI's taxonomy places the organism in Eukaryota, Bacillariophyta, Bacillariophyceae, Naviculales, Naviculaceae. The record is from the annotation of a GenBank genome assembly.
AUGAUGCGAGCUGGUAGACUUGAAGACUUCUUGCGUCAACGUGCGGAGGAACGGGCAGCGGAAGAAGCCUUUCAGAAUGAGGCAAUUGCCCAUCACGAGGAAGAGGAAAGAAUGAUGAUUGAAAAGCGAGACCAGUGGUCCUUUUACAAGGGAAGUAAGAUCUUGUGGGAUCAUUUGGAUGAGACUCGUACAUUUGAGGCUGUACUACGUGAUCAGUAUAACUGGAAGCAACCCCUUUUCGAUUGGUUGAACAAUGAGUUCGGUGGAUUGACGCAUCUUCACUGGUCCAACGUUUGGGCGAACAGCUUGAACUUUUCCUCGUAUGAUGGAUGGCCCUUUCCUGCGAAUUGGCGUGGUUGGGCUACUUGCGACUCAUUAACGAGAAGGUGGACGGAUGACAGCAGCAGUUCCGAUAGGCUUGUUUUGACCAACAAGGAUGCGAUUUACGUCAUCUUCAACAAGCUCAUCAACAACGAUGAACUCCUGAUGGAUGUGUGCAAUGCCAGUCUCAAGAGCGGUGGCAUUUGGACGCAUGAAAUGAUGAAACAGCGUUUCUUGGACUGUUUCGGGCCAGAGUCUCUCAAAAAAGGAGAGUGGGAUACUAUGGCUCAAUACGAAGCAAAACACCGAAAACUCCACCAAAAACUGCGUGCUCCUGUCUUGGAUAUGUCGAACGUCAAUCAAGGACCUGUCAGUCCUAUUGGAAAUAGCGGCAUCAGUGGUAGUGAAGGUUCUAGUGAAGGUCCCGCGACGCAACCUCCUGUUGUCAAGAAGAAAAAGUUGCCUUAUCUUCGUCCUGUCAGGACAAAUUUGAAGGAGUGCUUCGACAGUGUUGGGAACCAAAAGCCUCAGGCAAAGCAAAGCAAGAAGAGGAUCUCCGACUGUAAAGACGACGACAAGAAGCCACCAGCAAAGAAAACAAAGAAGGAAUGA